Messenger RNA from Corythoichthys intestinalis (scribbled pipefish), 3341 nucleotides. RefSeq names its product glutamate decarboxylase 1b (gene gad1b). Gene Ontology annotation, molecular function: pyridoxal phosphate binding; glutamate decarboxylase activity. Gene Ontology annotation, cellular component: presynaptic active zone; cytoplasm. The record is from RefSeq and is a predicted model, not a curated record. The coding region runs from base 205 to 1953 and encodes 582 amino acids. Gene Ontology annotation, biological process: GABA biosynthetic process. Lineage: Eukaryota; Metazoa; Chordata; Actinopteri; Syngnathiformes; Syngnathidae. The transcript is spliced from 17 exons.
AGCCGCAGCUUCUCAUAUAAAUAAGGCAUCAAAAUGUUCUUGAGGGAGACUGUGCUCACUUGUGCACCGCUGGAGGAUAUUAUUGGCGUCAGACAUCUGCACCUCUGAGCCUUCAGCGUCUACUUUUUGGGAUUCUACUACCUGUGGGGGUUCCUCAGUGCAGUUGAAUAACAGCAUUCUUGGAAAUCAGAUAAACAAAGAGUGAUGGCCACAUCAGAGCCUAGAGCCACCAGCGGCGACCAGGACCCAAACACUGCCAAUUUAAGACCCUCAUCCACAACCUACGAAUAUGCGUGGAUGCAUGGCUGUACACGGAAACUGGGCAUGAGGAUUUGUGGGUUCCUGCAGAAGAACAACAGUCUGGAGGAGAAGGGUAGACUGGGUCAAAAGAACCUGCUCUCCUGUGACAACAGUGACAGGGACGCCCGGUUUCGACGCACCGAGACAGACUUCUCGAACCUGUUUGCUCGAGAUCUGCUGCCUGCAAAGAAUGGAGAAGAACCGACCAUGCAGUUUUUACUGGAGGUGGUUGACAUUCUUACCAACUAUGUGAAGAAGACGUUCGAUCGCUCCACCAAGGUGUUGGACUUCCACCACCCUCAUCAGCUCCUGGAAGGCAUGGAGGGCUUCAACCUGGAGCUGUCUGACCAGCCCGAGUCUCUUGAGCAGAUCCUAGUGGACUGCAGGGACACACUCAAAUAUGGCGUCCGGACAGGUCACCCUCGCUUCUUCAACCAGUUGUCCUCAGGUUUGGACAUUAUUGGCCUGGCAGGAGAGUGGCUCACCUCCACUGCCAACACAAACAUGUUCACCUACGAGAUCGCGCCAGUGUUUGUUUUAAUGGAGCAGCUGACCCUUAAGAAGAUGAGAGAGAUGAUUGGCUGGCCGGGCGGCGAGGGAGAUGGCCUCUUCUCGCCCGGGGGCGCUAUUUCAAACAUGUACAGCGUGAUGAUUGCACGUUACAAAUAUUUUCCCGAGGUCAAGACCAAGGGCAUGUCUGCUGCUCCUCGCCUGGUUCUCUUCACAUCCGAACAUAGCCACUACUCGAUCAAGAAGGCCGGUGCUGCUCUAGGUUUUGGCACUGAGAAUGUGAUUCUGCUAAGCACGGAUGAGAGGGGCCGGGUCAUUCCUGCUGAUCUGGAGGCUAAGAUCAUUGAUGCAAAACAGAAGGGUUACGUGCCGUUGUUUGUGAACGCCACAGGUGGCUCCACUGUCUAUGGCGCUUUCGACCCCAUCAAUGAGAUUGCUGACAUUUGCGAGAAGUACAACCUGUGGCUGCAUGUUGACGGAGCGUGGGGCGGUGGUUUGCUGAUGUCUAGGAAGCACCGUCAUAAGCUCAAUGGAAUUGAGAGGGCCAACUCUGUCACAUGGAACCCUCAUAAGAUGAUGGGUGUACCCUUGCAGUGUUCAGCGAUCCUUGUCAGAGAGAAGGGACUGAUGGGGGGCUGUAACUCCAUGUGCGCUGGUUAUUUAUUCCAACAAGACAAGCAGUAUGACGUCACAUAUGACACUGGGGAUAAAGCCAUCCAAUGUGGUCGGCAUGUCGACAUAUUUAAGUUCUGGCUGAUGUGGAAGGCGAAGGGCACCAUUGGCUUUGAGCAGCACAUUGACAGGUGCCUGGAUCUAUCUCAGUACCUGUACAACAAGAUCAAGAACAGGGAGGGAUAUGAGAUGGUGUUUGAUGGAGUGCCUCAACACACCAACGUCUGCUUCUGGUACAUCCCACCCAGUCUGAGGGGAAUGCCAGACAGUGAGGAAAGACGGGAAAAGCUCCAUAGGGUUGCACCAAAGAUCAAGGCCAUGAUGAUGGAGACAGGAACAACCAUGGUGGGCUACCAGCCUCAGGGUAAUAAAGUCAACUUCUUCCGUAUGGUCGUCUCCAACCAUGCGGCCACCCAAUCUGACAUCGACUUCCUAAUUGAUGAGAUUGAGAGGCUGGGUCAUGACCUGUAGACCUCCUUUUCCUACCACUGCUGUGUUCUAUAUGUUGUAAUUCUAUGGCACAUCACUCCAACUGUCCCCGCCCGAGGACACCAACAAAAAGACUGAAAGACCCACCUGCCCUACACACACAUUUUUCCUCCUUUAGCUGUAUGGCGACAAACCGUAGUUCCAGGGUGUGUGCCAGUUGGAAGUCUCGUAUUGCGUGUGUUCAAUCUAGUGUCAUUUAAUGUAAAAUCUCGUUGAAUGUGUGCGCAAGUGUGUGUGCAUGUGUGAAAAGAAGAAAAGCACAGCUCAUAACAUGACAAAGCAUCAUCAAAUUAUUGUUCUGUAUACAAGAGUGCGGGUAGCGUGUGUAUAUAUAUAUAAGUAUUCCAAGGAUGCUAUUUAUUAAGGAUAAGCUAAUGAAUAUGUGAGUAAAUGUAAUAUGCUGAGAGGAAGCUUUCGCUGCUUAAAUCACUGUAUUGGCAAAAUUGGACGGAUUACGACAAUGAAAACAUGUUUGCAGCUACUCUAUGUCAGUGAUGAUGGUCUUGAAAUGCUCGAUCAUUGUCUGUUUCAUGCAAUCAUGUGAUAUCUGUAUGUGUUCUUUAUGACUAUUUAUUCAUAUUUUUAUUAAAUAGAAAAUGUUGCAUUUCCAUUGUAUACAGAUUCAGGUAUUUUAAUGUAAAUGUAUCAUGUGUAGUACAUGGUAAUAAUUUGUAUUAUGUCAAUCACGUGAAAUCUAAAAAAUAAUGACUGUCGGCCAAAGAACGAAUAGAGCGGAAAUGUUGCAGUCGUUAUUUCUCAUAUAUAACUUGUAGAUGUUUGUAACCUGUUACCCUCAACUGCGAUGCAAUUUCUAUCGUGCAUUUAUUUCUGUGAUUGUGAGUCUUUUGAAUGUUUGAUGGGAUGGAGAAAGAUAUCUUUAUAUUACCGGUUGAGCGAGUUGCAUAGAAAUGUGAGAAUGUACUCUCUUCUUGAGAAUGGAUAGCAAGAAUUAUGGUAUCUGUCAGAAUUCUAACGCAUUUAACUGUAAUAUAGUCUAUUUAUUGUAAUACAUAUUAAUGUAUUUCCAGUAUUAUGAGAGCUCAAGGGACUAUCUUGUUUGAGGAGGCCCUCUUGUGUCUUUGCACUAGGUUCACCUUUCUUUCCUCCAUUGUAAAUGGAUGUGUAUAAUGGCAGUAUGAUGUAGAGAUAUUUAAAUGAACAUCGAUGGCGGGGCCAUUAUAGAGGAAUUGCAUUAUUCAUAUUGAAACAGUUUGUUGUAAGGAACUCCUGUUUGUGACCAGUAUGGUUUAAGAUUUAUAUAGCUGUAAAGGAAUGUACCCAGGAGAUUAUCUAGAGGCACUUUAACGAAAAAUUUAAAAAAAAAAAAAAAAACACAGCGUCUCAAAUAUAAUGUUUAAUAAAAUCUAUUA